Molecule: messenger RNA, 963 nt
Organism: Hevea brasiliensis (rubber tree)
Lineage: Eukaryota; Viridiplantae; Streptophyta; Magnoliopsida; Malpighiales; Euphorbiaceae
Product: putative B3 domain-containing protein At3g24850
Exons: 1
Coding region: 1-963 (320 amino acids)
Molecular function (GO): DNA binding
Source: RefSeq, a predicted model, not a curated record
AUGGCUUCCUCCUCAUCAAUCUCCGACGGUGAAGAAAGGAAGGAAUCAGGUGUUGGCCUUUUAACUCUUGAAGACCUUAAGCUUCAUCAUGUUGAUAUUAAUAAGAAGGUGACAAAGUUUGAAGCCUUGUUAGUGGUUACAGAAAUUUCUUCUGUCAAGUGGGAGGAAAAGGAGAGAAAGAAAAGGAUGGACAUGGCGAAGACACAGAGGUUGUUAAGAGAGAAAACUUUGAAAAAGCCAAUAAUUUUACAUGUUGAAGAAAAGGGUAUUGCAAUUAAGGACAAAGAGUUUGUGGGAGAAAAAUUACUGAGUAGUGCAAUCAAGUUUGGGAAAGAACUGAAUCAGAAGAAGAAUGUGAGAAUAAAUACCUCAUUGAAACGAAGAAAUCCUGACUAUGAGAAAGACAAAAACUGGGAUGUAGUAUUUGAGAAUGGUCAAGAAAGGAGAAAAAGGUAUAGAAAGGGGAACUCUAAAAGUGAGAAUGGCAUAGCGAAGGGUUCAAUGCUAGUGACACCACCAGACCUGCCUCAAGAAUUCAAGAAGAAGAUCAAGGAGAUGCAUGGUACUGAAUUGCAAUUAGUGAUACAAAAGGCAAUCACGGACACUGAUACACAGGAUGCUCAGAGUCGUUUAUCAAUGCCCAAGAGGCAAAUACUAUGUGAGUUCUUAAAAGAAGUUGAAAGGGAAAAGUUAGAAAAGAAUGAAGAGAUGAAAGUGCAGAUCAUGAUCGAUCCCAAUCUUAAACUUAGUGACAUGAUUUUCAAGCAUUGGAACUUGGGGAAAUCAAACGGGAAAACUUGCACGUCAUUUGUGUUUCGCACUCACUGGAAUGAUUUCAAGAAGAAGAUUGGAGUGAAGAAAGGUGAUAUAAUUCAGGUGUGGUCUUUUCGAAUUGAAGAACAACUUUAUUUUAUUUUGGUAAAGGUUGAAGAAGAAGAGAAUGAACAAGCUAAUCGCAGAUGA